Molecule: messenger RNA, 321 nt
Organism: Botrytis porri
Lineage: Eukaryota; Fungi; Ascomycota; Leotiomycetes; Helotiales; Sclerotiniaceae
Exons: 1
Coding region: 1-321 (106 amino acids)
Source: RefSeq, a predicted model, not a curated record
AUGAGCACGCUCAGCUCAUUGGCUAGUUGGCCAUCCUUCCGACCCAAGAAACCAGUAUCGGAACAUAUUUUCACGGAUGGUAACUUGCCAAUGUUAGGCUAUGGACAAUCCAAGUUCAUAGCAGAGAAUAUUUUAAGUAAUGCUGCAAAAAAUCACGGUAUCCCAGUUGAUGUCUUACUAAGAUGUGGACAAAUUGGUGGCCCUGCUGGUGAUGGAAAAAAGCAGUGGAAUGCUCAGGAUUGGUUCCCAGCUCUUCUGCAAUCUUCCAAAGCACUUGGAUUGAUACCAAGUAAUCUUGGAGCUCAAGAUCUUGUUCAAUAG